CAUCGCGUUGGCUUUGGUCACACCGGUUUUUCGUAGUUCUGUGUCGCAGAGCGUUUAAUUUUCUCAUGUCUUAUUAGUAGUACUAAUAAAUGUAAAAGUGCAAUAGCGAAUAAAUCAAACUGCGCAAUUUGCAAUUAAGAUUCACUGUGCGUCAAUGUCUCAUACCCGUCGUUGCGAUUGUGUGUGUCGUGUGAGUGCUAGUGUGUGGGUGAGUGCAAGCAAGCAAUCAAAGUGAGCGGGGGGUCAAGUGAAAGGGGAGAGUAACGAAGUCAGUGCGCGAGAACGAGAGCGAGUGCACAGCGGUCGUCGUCGGUUGCUGCUAAAAGAAAAAAAUCGUAAAAGACAAAGGAAAUUGUAUGUGGCCAGAGUCAAAGAGUCAUUGCAUUCUCUGAUUGCAUUAAGUAAACGCAGCAAAGUGAUUAAAACCUGUGCGCACUCGUUGUUGCAGUGUUGUUGUGUCCUCGGUGCAUAUGUCUAUUAAUACACACAGACACACACACGCACAGCAUUGAUUGCAGCUGUAGUGUGUAUGGUAUGUCUUUGACUGAAAACGAAAAUAAAUCGGCCUGUGGUGUGUGUUCCGGGAUCUAUUGACAGCGCCCUGCUUUAUCCACCCCGCGCGAAGCCAACAAAGCUGGAAGAGUUCCAGUGUGUAAAUGUUGUAAAUGGGGAGUGCGACGUAACAAGAAUUGCAACGAACCCCACGGCAAACAACAACAAAUAACUAAAUCUUCCACCACCACAAUCACAAUCACCAGCAGCAACAACACCACCACCAACAACAACAGCAACUGUUACAAAUAUAGCAGCAAUAACAAAAGGAACCCCGCCAACCCCCUCGCUCUUGCAAUAGCCUUGUAAAAAAGUAUUUUUACGUUUUUGCUUUACUCGCCGCCCUUCAGUCAGGCAAGGCAACGGGAACAGCCAACUAAACAGCAGCGAACCGAGCAACUUGCACACGCACACUAGCGCACACAUAUACAACGACGGCAAGGCUGCGCUGUUGUUGUUCCCCACUCCUACUCCACUCCUGCUGAUAGAGUUGCAAUGGACUCGGACAUUGAAAUGGAAAUGGAAUCGGACAACGAUGGGGAAUUUGAUGACGAUUAUGAUUACUACAAUACAGGCGAAGACUGCGAUGUCGAAAGACUCGAUCCGAAGCGUGCUGAUCCCGAGUACUUUGAGUAUGACUGCCUCACCGUCGAGGACAUUGAGAAGUUGCUCAACGAGCUGGUGGAGAAACUUAACACAAUACUGCAAAUAACGCCGUCGUUGGCUAAAGUGCUGCUUUUGGAACACCAGUGGAACAACAAUGCGGUGGUGGAGAAGUAUCGCCAGGAUGCGAACGCGUUGCUGGUAACAGCGCGCAUCAAGCCACCCACAAUUGUUGCGGACUCAGCCUCGACGAGUGCAGCUGCAGCGGCUGCUAGUGCACAGCUGUUGAGAAUAGGCAGUUGUGGCUAUAGAACUGCGUCGUCAUCUGCAUCCUCCAGCAAUAGCAAUAGCAACAGCACGAGUACGAGUUCAUCGCUGCUGUCUUCACAGUAUAGGAAAAUGUGCCCGGUUUGCGCCAGUUCGCAGCCGAGCGAUAAGUUCUACAGUUUGGCAUGCGGACACUCGUUCUGCAAGGACUGCUGGACCAUUUACUUUGAGACGCAAAUCUUUCAAGGCAUCUCCAUACAGAUUGGCUGCAUGGCGCAGCAGUGCAAUGUGCGAGUGCCAGAGGACUUGGUGCUAACGCUGGUCACACGUCCGGUGAUGCGCGAUAAGUAUCAGCAGUUUGCGUUCAAGGACUAUGUGAAAUCACAUCCCGAGCUGCGUUUCUGCCCGGGACCCAAUUGCCAAAUAAUUGUGCAAUCAUCGGAGAUCUCCGCUAAGCGUGCCAUUUGCAAGGUCUGUCACACGGGCUUUUGCUUCAAAUGCGGCAUGGACUAUCAUGCGCCCACUGACUGCCAGAUCAUUAAGAAGUGGUUGACGAAGUGCGCCGACGAUAGCGAGACGGCAAAUUACAUAAGCGCACACACCAAAGACUGCCCCAAAUGUCACAUUUGCAUCGAGAAGAACGGCGGCUGCAAUCACAUGCAGUGCUUCAAUUGUAAGCAUGACUUCUGCUGGAUGUGCCUCGGCGAUUGGAAGACGCAUGGCUCCGAGUAUUACGAGUGCUCGCGCUACAAGGACAAUCCCAACAUUGCCAAUGAAUCGGUGCACGUGCAGGCGCGCGAAGCACUUAAAAAGUAUCUGCAUUACUAUGAGCGCUGGGAGAAUCAUUCCAAAUCGCUCAAACUGGAGCAGCAGACGAUCGAUCGAAUGCGGCAACGCAUCAAUGCCAAGGUUAUGAAUGGCAGCGGCACCUGGAUCGACUGGCAGUAUCUUUUUAAUGCAGCGGCGCUGCUAGCCAAAUGUCGAUACACGCUGCAAUACACCUAUCCCUAUGCCUAUUAUAUGGAGGGUGGUUCGCGAAAGAAUCUGUUUGAAUACCAGCAGGCGCAAUUGGAGGCUGAAAUAGAGAAUCUAUCGUGGAAAAUUGAACGAGCCGAGACAACGGAUCUGGCUGAUCUCGAGAAUCAAAUGGAUAUUGCGGAAAAGCGUCGCACCACUCUACUCAAAGACUUCUUUCCUGUGGUUGGAAAGGUAUAGGCUUCCUGAAAAUCUACAAAUGAUAAGAUGAUGAAAUGAUUAGCACAAGAUUCAUUUUAUUUCGUUACUAGCCACUGACAGUAUAAGAGACGCUUAUAUAAUAAUUAUAAUAAACAAUAAUUAUAAUAAUAUUAAUAACAAUAAUCCAUAUUCAAGUAGUCUAACAAUUUGUAGCUAAUUUUUAAAUUAAAACAAAAAACAAAUAUUCAAGUGCAUAUGUAGCUAUAAUCUAGUUUCUAUAACUUUAAAGUAUGAUUAGUUAUUAUCUUAUACUAGCUGUGAAAUUUGAAAAUUCACUUAAAAUCGAUUUAACUGCAAUAUAACGCCUUGCGCAGAUCAAUAGCGAUUAAUGAUAUAGGGAACCUGGGAAACACCUCUCAUCAGUUUUCUAAAAACUUAAAUGACAUCAACUUAACUCCUUCAAAACAUUUAGCGUCAUUGUCUGUCAAUAUUUCAAUUCAAUUCAAUUCAUUAAUGAUAACAAUGAAUAAAGAACAUAUGAGCCUU
Messenger RNA from Drosophila albomicans, 3144 nucleotides. RefSeq names its product potential E3 ubiquitin-protein ligase ariadne-2 (gene ari-2). Bases 1048 to 2637 code for a protein of 529 amino acids. Gene Ontology annotation, cellular component: cytoplasm; ubiquitin ligase complex. The record is from RefSeq and is a predicted model, not a curated record. Lineage: Eukaryota; Metazoa; Arthropoda; Insecta; Diptera; Drosophilidae. Gene Ontology annotation, molecular function: ubiquitin conjugating enzyme binding; ubiquitin protein ligase activity; zinc ion binding. Gene Ontology annotation, biological process: protein polyubiquitination; ubiquitin-dependent protein catabolic process; positive regulation of proteasomal ubiquitin-dependent protein catabolic process. The transcript has 3 exons.